CGGCGAGUUCGGCACUGCUGUUUUUUUAGUCCUCCAUGUUUCGCUUUAAAUUCACAUCCUUUUCCAAAUCUUAUCUUCAAAAUUAUUAUUCUACUUGAUCCGAGAAACUAACGGAAAAUUUAGCGAUCGGGUAACCCAGGACAGCGAAAAAAUGCAUUCGCUGAGCCUUAAGCUUUUCGCCGAUUUCAAUGCCGGCGCGCCAUGUUGCUUCCGAGGCCGGGAUGGUUACCGGUGUCGGAAUUUAGACGCCGGGAGGAGGCAGAUCGGUUUUGGGUGUUGGAAUCCGUCUAGGAAGUAUAAGGUCCUUGCGUGUGCGUUGGAGAGGAAUGGUAAUGGCGGGGAGAGUUCGAGUUUGAAUCCGACGCCGAUUCCGAUUUCCAGUUCGUCGUUUCUGUCCCGGAGCCAAACUUAUGCCUUGUUGAAGCAGCAAAUGGAGGUCGCCGCCAAAUCUGAGGAUUACGAAGAGGCUGCGAGAAUACGGGACUCCUUGAAGAUGUUUGAAGAUGAGGAGCCAGUUUUAAGACUUAGGAGGUUAAUCAAAGAAGCUGUUUCUGAAGAGAGGUUUGAGGAUGCAGUUAAAUAUCGUGAUGAGUUGAAGGAAAUUGCACCGCAUAGUCUCCUAAAGUGUUCAAGUGAUGCAACAACUUUGGGAAUCCGGGUUCAAGUUAGGAGUGUGUACAUAGAGGGGCGAAGUCAGCCUUCAAGGGGACAAUACUUUUUUGCAUAUAGAAUACGAAUAACCAAUAACUCAGAUCGCUCUGUUCAACUUCUUAAGAGACAUUGGAUUAUCACAGAUGCCAAUGGAAAAACUGAAAAUGUGUGGGGGGUUGGAGUUAUAGGUGAACAGCCGGUAAUUCUUCCAAGAACCAGUUUUGAAUACUCAUCUGCAUGCCCAUUAGGCACUCCCAAUGGCAGAAUGGAAGGCGACUUUGAGAUGAAACACAUCGACCAAAUUGGUUCACCGACUUUCAAUGUGGCUAUUGCCCCAUUUUCACUCUCUACCCUAGGAGAUGAUGGAGAUAGCUUCUGAAUGUAGAAUUACAUCAUCAAUUUGCAGAAGCAGAUUAGCCGUAUCCAUCUAUUGAAUUGACAUAUCACUGAAAUGAAGAUUUACUUUGUAAAGUUUUAGUCUUUUGUCAUGUAAGUGUGAAGAUCUCCAUUGCUAGAGAAUAUAGGUUUAUGUCACAGUCAAAUGUUUGUCGGGACAGACAAGUUUUUAAAAUGUCUGUAGCAAACUUAAAAAGAGAUGCUUUGAUGUAUAUGUAUAAUGUUUUGUAAUGAAUGAAAUCAUUUUAACCCGUUGAUGGGAUGAAACUUUUAUUAGCCUGGGAUUUGCUUCUCUAGACAUGGUCUUGCUUACUAGUGUGUGAGAGAGUUGGAUCGUGAUUACUAAUAUUAUUUUGCGGAGCUUAUAGGCAAGUGAUGCUGUGAAGGCAUCCAUUUUGAUCCUGACCUCCCCACUCCUUAUGGGUUACCUCUGGAGAAAAAUACUUUUUGUGUUCAAGGAAGCAGUGGCUUGUAGUAGCUGAAUUUGCUUUGUGGCUCAAUCGGCCAAUCAAGCACUUCAAGGGUUAGUGGUUGAGAUGAGCAAGAGGCAACUUCUUGUCAGUUAAAUCUUAAAUGUGUUGUCUCUUUGUAUUUCUAAUGUUUAAAACUUUAAAUGCAUGUGCCUAACUGCAUAUUCACCUAUACUGCAUUGAGUUUCCUUAGUAGACAUUGCACCUAAAACAUGUAAGCAGUUGUCCUACCUUAUUCAAGCUCGUGACCUUUAUACCCCAAAACAUGCAUGAUCCAUUUGAUGCCUCACCUCUCUCCGCCCUUGCAAUUAUCCUUGAAUCUAGCUGGUGGGUCAAGAUCGCUUCACCAAACAAUCACUAAAAAUGGAAGGUAUAUAUCUCUCCCUCCAAAUGAAUUAUGAGUUCCUUUUCUUCUCUAGACAAUAAAUUAAAAUGGCUGUU
This is a messenger RNA of Rubroshorea leprosula, 1958 nucleotides long. Lineage: Eukaryota; Viridiplantae; Streptophyta; Magnoliopsida; Malvales; Dipterocarpaceae. The record is from the annotation of a GenBank genome assembly.